UCAAUAACAUCUUUGGAUUGGGACGCACUGUUUUCCGGACACUGCUGGCCAGUCCCAAAAUGGAACAUAUGGAGGUGGUCCUUCUACUUCUUUUAUUUCUGAAAUCAGGUCUCGGAGACCCCCUGGAUGAAUAUGUAAAUACCCAGGGAGCUUCCCUGUUUAGUUUGACUCGGAAGCAGCUGGUGACAGGAAGCAUAGACGAAUGUGCAACAAAGUGUGAGGAGGAAAGCGACUUCAUUUGCAGGGCAUUCCAGUAUCACAGUAAAGAGCAACAAUGUGUGAUAAUGGCUGAAAACAGCAAAUUUUCCCCAGUCCUUAGGAUGAGGGAUGUCAUUUUAUUUGAGAAGAGAAUGUAUCUUUCAGAGUGCAAGACUGGAACUGGGAAGAACUACAGGGGGACCGUGGCCAAAACAAAAAGUGGUGUCGCCUGUCAAAAAUGGAGCGACAAUUCUCCACACACACCCAACUUUUCACCUGAAAAAUAUCCUUCAGCGGGAUUGGAGGACAACUACUGCAGGAACCCAGACAAUGAUAAGAAGGGACCCUGGUGUUACACCACAGAUCCAAGCACGAGAUUUGACUACUGCGACAUUCCUCAAUGUGAAGAUGAAUGUAUGCAUUGCAGUGGAGAAAAUUACGAGGGCAAAAUUUCCAAGACCGUGUCUGGACUUGAUUGCCAGGCGUGGGACUCUCAGAGCCCACAUGCUCAUGGAUACAUUCCUGCCAAAUUUCCAAACAAGAAUCUGAAGAUGAAUUACUGUCGUAACCCUGAUGGGGAGCCCCGCCCAUGGUGUUUCACCACCGAUCCCAGCAAACGCUGGGAAUUCUGUGACAUCCCGAGAUGUACAACACCGCCACCAUCUUCUGGGCCAACAUAUCAGUGUCUGAAGGGAAGAGGCGAAAGCUAUCGAGGGACAGUGGCUGUCACCGUAUCUGGGCACACCUGUCAACGCUGGCGUGAGCAGACACCCCACAAGCACAACAGGACCCCAGAAAACUUUCCCUGCAAAAAUUUGGAAGAAAACUAUUGUCGUAACCCUGAUGGAGAAACAGGUCCAUGGUGCUAUACAACCAACAGUGAAGUGAGGUGGGAAUACUGCACGAUACCAUCCUGUGAGUCCUCUCCAUUAUCCGUGGAACAUUUGGAUGCCCCAGUACCACCUGAACAAACUCCUGUAGCCCAGGACUGCUACCAGGGUAAUGGGCAGAGUUAUCGAGGGACAUCAUCCACUACUAUCACAGGAAGGAAAUGUCAAUCUUGGUCAUCGAUGUUACCACACCGGCACCAGAAGACCCCAGAAAACUACCCAAAUGCUGGCUUGACAAUGAACUACUGCAGAAAUCCAGAUGCUGAUAAAAGCCCUUGGUGUUAUACCACUGAUCCGAGCGUCAGAUGGGAGUUCUGUAACCUGAAGAAAUGCUCAGAAACACAAGAGCAGGUCACAGAAUCUUCAGCUGCUGCCCACGUUCCAAGUAUAGUGGAUCCUUCUGAAGCAGACUGCAUGUUCGGCACUGGUAAAGGAUACCGGGGCAAGAAGGCGACCACGGUGGCCGGUGUCCCCUGCCAGGCGUGGGCUGCCCAGGAGCCCCACAAACACAACAUUUUCACUCCAGAGACAAACCCACGGGCAGGUUUGGAAAAAAAUUACUGCCGCAAUCCUGAUGGUGAUGUCAAUGGUCCCUGGUGCUACACGACAAAUCCAAGAAAACUUUUUGACUACUGUGAUGUCCCUUAUUGUGCUUCCUCUUCAUUUGAUUGUGGAAAGCCCCAGAUAGAGCCGAAGAAGUGUCCCGGAAGGGUUGUAGGCGGGUGCGUGGCCGCCCCACACUCCUGGCCCUGGCAAGUCAGCCUUCGAAAAAGCCACUUCUGUGGAGGCACUUUAAUAUCCCCAGAGUGGGUGUUGACUGCUGCCCACUGCCUGGACAGCUUCUCAGGGCCGGCAUCAUACAAGGUCAUCCUGGGCGCACACAAGGAGACCGCCGUUGAAGAGAGUGUCCAGGAAAUACAAGUGACCAAGCUGUUCCCGGAGCCCACUCGGGCCGACAUCGCCUUGCUCAAGCUGAGCAGCCCUGCCAUCAUCACCAAUAAGGUAAUCCCAGCUUGUCUGCCAUCCCCGAAUUAUGUGGUCGCAGACCGGACAGUAUGUUACAUCACUGGCUGGGGAGAAACCCAAGGCACUUACGGUGCUGGCUUGCUCAAGGAAGCCCGGCUGCCUGUGAUUGAAAACAAGGUGUGCAAUCGCUAUGAGUAUCUGAACGGGAGAGUCAAACCCACCGAGCUGUGUGCGGGGCAUCUGGCUGGAGGUGCUGACAGUUGCCAGGGUGACAGUGGAGGGCCUCUGGUUUGCUUUGAGAAGGACAAAUACAUUUUACAAGGAGUCACUUCAUGGGGUCUUGGCUGUGCACGCCCCAAUAAGCCUGGUGUGUAUGUUCGUGUUUCAAAGUUUGUUACUUGGAUUGAAGAAACAAUGAGAAAGAAUUAAUUAGAUGGGAGAUGGAAGCAUCAACGGAUCUGAAGCUGGAACAUGGGGAGGGAAUUCAGCAUAUGCUCAGAAAUAAUAGACAGUAAUCAAACUAAGUUUGACACUGUACUUAGCUACCAGCUACUGCCAAACCUCAACAUUUUUUUGUAUUGUUGUGGAUAACUUGUUCCUGUCCAUGGACUGCUGGAUUCUGUAAUAAUGAGGCAAUACAGCUAUGAGAUUUGUUGAAAAUAAACUCUUUACUUCCUUUG
This is a messenger RNA of Lipotes vexillifer (Yangtze River dolphin), 2734 nucleotides long. It is a transcript of the gene PLG, whose product is annotated as plasminogen. The transcript is spliced from 19 exons. NCBI's taxonomy places the organism in Eukaryota, Metazoa, Chordata, Mammalia, Artiodactyla, Lipotidae. The coding region runs from base 60 to 2483 and encodes 807 amino acids. Gene Ontology annotation, biological process: proteolysis. The record is from RefSeq and is a predicted model, not a curated record. Gene Ontology annotation, molecular function: serine-type endopeptidase activity; signaling receptor binding.